Messenger RNA from Cheilinus undulatus (humphead wrasse), 2060 nucleotides. Its product is annotated as prolyl 4-hydroxylase subunit alpha-1-like. The coding region runs from base 159 to 1754 and encodes 531 amino acids. Lineage: Eukaryota; Metazoa; Chordata; Actinopteri; Labriformes; Labridae. The record is from RefSeq and is a predicted model, not a curated record. Gene Ontology annotation, molecular function: protein binding; procollagen-proline 4-dioxygenase activity; L-ascorbic acid binding. Gene Ontology annotation, biological process: peptidyl-proline hydroxylation to 4-hydroxy-L-proline. Gene Ontology annotation, cellular component: endoplasmic reticulum. The transcript is spliced from 15 exons.
GGCUGCAGGAGAAGAAGAAGUUGUGUACAUUUGCAGCUAGCAUGAUUCCUGAAGGCAGAGAGAGGAAUAUUAGUGCUUAAAUGGACAGAGGAGGGAUUGACCUUCUCCCGGGUUCCUUUCAGGGAUAAACACGGCUGACCUGUUGACUGAUUGGCUGGAUGGCUUUCUGCUGUCUGUUCAUCUCCGCCCUCCUCUUCGCGCUCUCCUCGGCUCAGUAUGAAUUCUUCACCUCCAUCAGUCAGAUGAACGACCUGCUGCUCUCAGAGAAAGCCCUGGUCGCCGCCCUGAAGGAGUACAUCCGAGCAGAGGACAACAAACUGCAGCGCAUUAAGAAGUGGGCGAACCAACUAGACAACAUCACUGCAGCUGCCACUCAGGACCCCGAAGGUUUUCUGGGGCAUCCGGUGAACGCCUACAAGCUGAUCAGGAGACUCAACACAGAGUGGGCGGAGAUUGAGAACCUGGUGCUCACUGAGUAUUCUGAAGCGUUCCGCAUUAACCUCACCGUCCAGAGGCAGUACUUCCCCAACGAUGAAGACCAGGUUGGAGCCGCCAGAGCCCUGAUGAGGCUGCAGGACGUGUACCAGCUUGAUACCAACACCAUCGCCGCUGGGAAGCUGCCAGGCUCCUCCCAUGACUCCAUCCUCUGCAGCAUCAUGACUGUCGACGACUGCUUUGACCUUGGGAAGGUGGCGUACUGGGACGGAGACUACUACCACACGGAGCUGUGGAUGGAGCAGGCGCUAAAACAGCUCGAUAAGGGGGAGAACUCCACCACAGUGGACGCCAUCACCAUCCUGGACUACCUGAGCUACUCUGUGUACCAGCUGGGGGCGCUGAGGAAGGCGCUGAAGUACACAAAGAGGCUGCUGAAGCUCGACCCGACCCACCAGCGAGCCAAUGGGAACGUGAAGUAUUUUGAGUAUCAGGUGAGUAAACUGACGAUGGAGGAGAAGAGCGGGCUAAAAGGGGAGAAGAGGAAAGGUCGAUCAGAGGGUAACCAGGAUAGGGAUAAAUAUGAGGCGCUGUGCCGUGGCGAGGGGACCCUGAUGACUCCUCAAAGGCAGAGCCGCCUUUUCUGCCGUUACUUCCACAACCACCAUCCGAGGUACAUCAUUGGUCCGGUGAAGGUUGAGGACGAGUGGGACAGCCCCCGCAUCGUCAGAUACCACGACAUCGUGUCCGACAGAGAGAUGGAGAAGGUCAAAGAGCUCGCCAAACCAAGACUCAGACGUGCCACAGUUAGUGACCCCAUUACAGGCGAAACUACUACAGCACAUUACCGAGUCUCCAAGAGCGCCUGGCUCGGAUCGCUUGAACACCCGGUGGUGGACCAGAUCAACCAACGGAUCCAAGACCUCACCGGGCUGGACGUCAGCACGGCAGAGGCCCUACAGGUGGCCAAUUACGGAGUAGGAGGGCAGUACGAGCCUCACUACGACUUUGGACGGAAAGACGAGCCAGAGGCUUUUGUGCAGUUGGGGACAGGAAACAGAAUCGCCACCUGGCUGCUUUAUAUGAGUGAUGUGUCAGCAGGGGGCGCCACAGUCUUCACUGAUGCCAGAUUUGCUAUUUGGCCCAAAAAGGGAACGGCGGUGUUCUGGUACAAUCUCUACCCCAGUGGAGACGGAGACUUCAGCACCAAGCAUGCUGCCUGUCCAGUUCUUGUUGGUAACAAGUGGGUCGCCAAUAAAUGGUUGCAUGAACGAGGGCAGGAGUUCAGGAGACGCUGUGGCCUCAAGGAGACAGACUGAUAGAUGCUCCUCCUGCAUCUUCCUCCUCAUCCUCCUCCUCCUCAGCAGACCAUCUCCACUGAAGCUGCUGUAAUGUGAUAAGACUCCUUGUUUUAAUCUGAGGAGUGACUGUGUGUUAAAACGCCUGGCUGUGUUUGACUGAUACCUCGUUUUAAGGGCGUUAAUCCAAACCAAGUUGCCUCUAUUUAUUUGAAUGAUCACACUGGAGACACAUCAGGAGUGUCUGAGUUCAAACAAUAAAAAUAUUUCUGCAGCUCUGAUUGGACAUUUUAGACUGUGAACCAAAUAAACACUGAAAUAUUUCUA